AUGGCUCACAGCUUUAUUGUGUUACACAAGCCCUUCUACUACGAUAAGGCUGUGAUCCAUGAAGGGGGAUGGAGAGCAGCUGCUGCUGCUGGACACAAGCCCUGCAUCAUCAACCGACUCUCCAGGGCCACGUCAGUGGCAGCGUCUGUGAGAGACUCUGCCUCUAUACUGCCUUCUCUACUGAAAAGGCAGGUGGCUAUGUCUGAGGCUAUCCGAGUGCUUCACACUUGGGCGCCUCAGAUGAAGGGCUUGAGGCGGGCCCUGGUGCGAGGACUUUCACGUGCCAGGUUGGGGAUCCUGUUGUUCUUGGUACUGAUUUCUCUGCCAAGCCUGUACUGUGACCUGGGCUCACUAUAUCACUCUUCCUAUGAAAUAGUCAUUCCCAAGAGUCUGACAGUGGAAGCAAGGGAAGACCAAGUGGAAAAGCUCUCCUAUAUGCUAUUUAUGCAGGGCCAGAGGCAGCUGAUUCACCUGACAGUGAAGAGAGACUAUUUUGUGGAUAACUUCCCGGUCUUCAGCUACCACAAUGGCAUCCUGGGGCGAGGGAUGCCUCUCAUCUCGCAGGACUGUCACUACGAAGGCUACAUAGAAGGAGUCCCAGGUUCUUUUGUUUCUGUCAACACCUGUUCAGGCCUCAGGGGCCUCCUGAUUAAGGAGGACAAAUCCUAUGGUGUUGAGCCCGUGCUCUCUUCCAAACGGUUUGAGCACGUGUUGUAUGCCAUGGGCCACGAAGCUCAAGUCUCCUGUAGCGUCACGUCCAAGGACAGCCAAGUGGCGUCCACCAGCCAGCAACCACAGAGGGCCAGGCCUCACAGCUUGCAGGUGCCAUCCGACUUGUGGUCACGUACCAAGUACGUGGAGAUGUUUGUCGUGGUCAACAACCAGCGGUUCCAAAUGUGGGGCGGUGACGUCAAUCAGACAGUCCAGAGAGUAAUGGACAUCAUAGCUCUGGCCAACAGCUUCACAAGGGGAAUAAACACAGAGGUGGUGCUGGCUGGAAUGGAGAUUUGGACUGAGGGGGACCUCACAGAGGUCCCCAUGGACCUGCAAGUUGCACUCAGGAAUUUCAACAGCUGGAGACAAGAGAAGCUCUUCCAUCGUGUGAAGCAUGAUGUUGCCCACAUGAUCGUGGGACAGCAUCCUAAAGAGGGUAUGGGGCAGGCAUUUCUCGGUGGUGCCUGCUCAAGUGAUUUUGCAGCAGCCGUGGAAUCCUUCCACCACGAGGAUGUCCUCCUGUUUGCAGCACUCAUGGUCCACGAGCUUGGACACAACUUGGGUAUUCGGCACGACCAUUCGGCCUGCAUUUGUAAAGAUAGGCCCUUCUGCCUCAUGCGUGAAAACAUCACUAAAGAAAGUGGCUUCAGCAACUGCAGCUCUGACUCCUUCCACCAGUUCCUCUGGGAACACAAGGGGGCCUGCCUGUUUAACAAGCCUGGGCACAAAGGCCGCUUACGGAGGGAUUCGAACUGUGGAGAUGGCAUUGUAGAAGGAGAUGAGCAGUGUGACUGUGGUCCUAAGUGUGAAACGCACCCAUGCUGUGACACCAGAUGUAGGCUGAGAGAGCAGGCAGAGUGUAGUGAUGGACUCUGCUGUGAUAAAUGUCGCCUGAGAUACAAGGGAUUCAUGUGCCGUGCUGCUUUGGGAGAGUGUGACCUCCCAGAGUAUUGUAAUGGUUCCUCGGGAGAAUGUCCCAGAGACAGCUAUAAGCUUGAUGGUACAAUGUGUGAUAGAAUUCACUACUGUGCUGGAGGUCGGUGUAAGAACCCUGACAAUCAAUGCAUGGAUAUAUAUGGGUCCCCUGCAAGGUCUGCCCCAGAAAACUGUUACGUUUCAAUGAACACAAGAGGGGACCGGUUUGGAAACUGUGGUACCACCAGCUCACCGAGGUUAACAUAUCUGAAGUGUGCAGAUGAUAACAUAUUUUGUGGGAAACUCGUAUGUACAAAUGUUAGACAGAUACCACAACUCAAACCCAAUCAUACACUGAUCCAGGUCGCUCACAGAGAUGACUGGUGCUGGAGCAUGGAUGCCUAUGACACUGCUGAUAUCCCUGAUGACGGAGAUGCGCAUACUGGCACUCUCUGCGCCCCACACAAAGUCUGCAUGAAUCACUCCUGUAGUCAUUAUGCUGUGCUCCAGUAUGACUGCCCGUCAGCAGAGACAUGUAACGGGAGAGGAGUUUGCAACAAUUUUAGGCAUUGCCAUUGUGAGGAUGGCUAUGCUCCCCCUGACUGCAAAAGUCCCGGAAAUGGGGGUAGUGUAGACAGUGGUUCCCCUGGUAAACCAAGGGACAGUAUCAACAAUAAUCCAAGUGAAGAGGAAAGCAAAAGUCAUGCUGCAGAGGUUGGUAAUUUUGGCAGAAACAGUGAAAAUAAAGAUGAAAGCCAGAGCCUUGAGAAGAUACUGUACAUAGUCCCCAUUUUUCUCUUAGCAAUGUUUUUAGCUCUAGUUAUUGCUGUCAGUUUUGGAGCUAGAAACGAUAUGUCACAGUGCUCACAAGAGGACCUAGAAGAACCCAAAGAAGAAGUUGUUCAAAUAGAGGAGGCAGUCAGAAAAGUGGAAGAACCAGGGGCAGAAAAUGAGUAG
Dama dama (fallow deer) is the source of this 2586-nucleotide messenger RNA. RefSeq names its product disintegrin and metalloproteinase domain-containing protein 1a-like. NCBI's taxonomy places the organism in Eukaryota, Metazoa, Chordata, Mammalia, Artiodactyla, Cervidae. The record is from RefSeq and is a predicted model, not a curated record. The coding region runs from base 1 to 2586 and encodes 861 amino acids. Gene Ontology annotation, biological process: binding of sperm to zona pellucida; male gonad development; proteolysis. Gene Ontology annotation, molecular function: metalloendopeptidase activity. The transcript is spliced from 2 exons. Gene Ontology annotation, cellular component: plasma membrane; external side of plasma membrane; sperm head plasma membrane.